CAAUUCGCGCCUCUGUGGACGCACCUGCGCGAGCAGGGCUUCUCGAGCCUGUUUCUCGAUCUGGACCCAGACACGCACGGCCGCCCGCCGUCCGAGAUCCUCGCGCUGAUGGAGGACGAGAUGGUGCGCCUGCUGCGCCACCCGCCGCCCGAGGUGGGCGUGCCGCCCUUUCCGCCGGCGCUCACGGCGGCGGGGGCCGUGUGCGCCGUCGCCGAGCAGUAUGCGUCGUCGCACCCCCUGUCGGCGCUGCAGCUCGUGGACCCGCCCCUCUCGAUGGCGCGCGCGGCUGUCGACUACCCCCACCUGCUCGGCCCCGAGGCGCUCCCGGAGUUCCACUUUGAGCCCUUCUUCCCCGCGCGGGUCGUGUGGACCGCACGCGCCCUGGCCGAGCGCGAGGCACGCCAAGUGCCGUGGUUCGAGAGGCACCGCAUCGAAGCGCAGCGCGACGACGACGAGGGCGAUGUGGACCGUUACGAAUGGGCGUCGCUGGAGCAGGGCGCCGACGAAAUGGGCCGACCCGCCACGGACAGCGAGUACGUCGACGACGCAGCGGCCGCCGGCAGCGCAGACGCGCCCCCCACGCGCGUGCCGCCGGGGACGCUGCCCGACUGGUUCCACACAGGCGCGUACGAGUUUGCGCGCGAUGGCUCCAAGAAGCGGCCGAUCACGCUGGACGAGUCGGACCUGCGCGAGCGCUUCAUCCGGGGGCGCGGCCCAGGCGGACAGGCCAUCAACAAGCUCUCUACGAACGUGGAGCUCGUCCACGAGCCGACGGGCACGCGCAUCACCUGCCAGGCGACGCGCAGCCGCGCGCAGAACCGCGAGAUCGCGCGCCGCCAGAUGAGCCAGCGCCUCGAGCUGCUCAUCAAGCAGUCAUGGGGCCCCAUGCGCGGCGGCGCGCAGGUCCCGCGCGCACUCGCGCCCAGUGUCCUGCAGUCGCAGUGGGACAAGGCGCGCCGGCGCAAGCAGAACAAGCGCAAGAAGCAGCAGCGCCGCGCCGCCUCGCCCUAG
This is a messenger RNA of Malassezia sympodialis ATCC 42132, 1011 nucleotides long. The record is from the annotation of a RefSeq genome assembly. Lineage: Eukaryota; Fungi; Basidiomycota; Malasseziomycetes; Malasseziales; Malasseziaceae.